CCGCGUCAACACUUGUGGCUGUGACCUAUAUCUCACGUCGUGAAUAGCUUCCUCGGAGGAGGAGAUGGAGUGCGCCAGCGAGGACACAGACGAAAGUGUUCUGUGAAGCCAGUGUUUGUCCCUCGGUCGCGAGCCAAUAUCAUCUGCCAAGAUGGAUGUUUUCCUGACGAAUUGUAAACCACCCACGUGACUUUUUGUUACCGACUGUCACAAACCAGAGGUUGUGUCAUCGAUCGAACGGCCAAGUGAUGAAGCAGGAAUGAUAUGAUGGAGAAACUGUUCAAUUUUCAAGCUCUCUUGUCUGGCACAGGGAUGUCGUCCCGUUUAAUCCUCAUAAUAUUCAAUUUGGCAAUUCUAAGUGUCUUUAAACUAUCAUAUGCCAUGUCGAUUGGUGAUUCGACAACUAAUGUCUCACAUGUGUCUAUAUUGGGAACAAGCCGACACCUCCCCACUGAGUGGGAGACAACGUGUAGGCAGGACUCGCAUCUAAACUCCUCUUUUGUAUCCAUUUCGUGUACGGUGACAGUAGAUGAUGUAUGGGAUCUAAAUCACUUCCGGAACUGGUCAGCCAUAUUGGAUAAUGACACCCUUGUGUCUCUGGAUGUAAUGUGUGAAACUGGAGCCAGUGCCUGUCUCCCCUGGCCGUACCGAGCCAGACAUCUGGAUACUCUGAAGAUCAGGAAUUGCAUCAACACGUGCUACUUCUCAGACUUCAACCGACCGGAAGUGCUGGAUAUCCCUGACUCCCUGAGGGUGUUUGAAGGAUAUGGUGUGACUGAACAGUUUAACGUUAUGGAUAUGUUGUCUGUCGACCUGAAGAGUCUCCCUCCUGCCUUGGAGUGUGGACCGAUGUCCUUAGAGGUAUUCAUCUACAGGAACACCACGACAGAUUUUAUAUAUCCAGAGGGAUUCUUUCCAAAGCAAGAGGACUCCGUAACUGACGAGUUUGUACAAACGACGCGGGAUAUCAACAGUCUUGAACAUGUAUGUCGCUAUAGAAAUAUGAAGGUUUAUGAUUUGAGCCAAAGGACUGAUACGGCGGUUGCCUUAAUAUAUUCUACAUUCAUCAACUCUCUAUUUCCCCAGCUCAGAACACUAAACUUCUCAGACACAGAAUUACAAGUUUAUCCUUCAAUUUUGGAAACAUGGAGACUCCGCUUUGAGAAGCUGCAAACUUUGGACCUCUCUCAUAAUAAUAUCUCUCGUUUUGACUUGAGAGAUAUGAGUCUUAUUUCUCAAGGUACUGGUCUAAUAAACCUCAGGUAUAAUAACAUUCGCACUAUAGGCAUCCAAGAAAUAAAUUCUUUUUCAAAAACAAAAGGCGCAGUAAUUGACAUAAGAAACAAUCCUUUUAGAUGUGAUUGUGCUAUGGCAAACUUUAGUGACUACCUCCAGAAGAGUAUAAAAAAAGAUCAAGGUGAGAAUAUAAACAUGAACUACAGCUAUCUUUGGGACUUGAAAUGUGUUACCCCUCAAAGGUUUCGAGGAAAAGCGAUCAGAGGCCUUUCAAAAGAGUUGUUGUGUUCAACGGAUACGACUGCCUAUGUCGCUCAGAUAUCAGUCCUGUGUGUAAUCGUAAUAAUUUUGAUAAUCACUAUUAUUGUAACGACAAGAUAUAGGAAGGAGAUAACCAUUCUUGCUUUCACGCGUUUCAAUAUUCUUCUUCCAUGUCAACCGAUUGAAAACUCAAGCAAUAAGACAUACGACGCUUUUGUGGCCUACAGUCACCAUGACACCACAUGGGUUGUGAAAACUCUCCUCCCUCGACUAGAGAGUGGUUCCCCUGACGGAAAUAACUUCCGGUUAUGUCUUCAUCAGCGAGACUUUGCAGUUGGCGCCGCUAUAGCUGACAACAUUUGUCAGAGCGUUGAGGCAAGCAGACACACUAUCCUGGUGUUGUCUAGGAAGUUUCUGGAGAGCGAGUGGUGUUUGAUGGAGUUCCGCACCGCCUUCCACCAGAGUCUCAUUGAGAAGAAGAAACAUCUGAUUCUGGUCCUCCUUGAGGACAUCCCCGUGAAUGAUCUUGACGCGGACUUUCGGCGUUGUAUGCAGACAUGGACGUACAUUCACAUCUCUGACAAACUUUUUUGGGAUAGAAUCGUGUAUUCGUUAACCGACAAAAGUAAACCGAAAAAGAAAUCAAUCGCUGCAAAAAACGAAUGCUCUGACAUCAACAAUAAACAGACCAGUGCAAGUGACUCUUUUGAUCACGUCAACACCAACCUACCAGAACAAUAUGAUCUUUGCCAGUAUAUUGAAAAGGAAACAAGGUCAGCUGACCAUAUCACUGAUUUUUGAUUCCACUGUUUGUACUUUCAUAUACUGAAAAUGACUGAGACUAUAAGUACACGCUUAUGCUCUCUCUGUGUUGUCUCUUUUGUUGGUUUACGGGCUACUUUCAACGAACCAAGGAUCAUUAGUGGGAAUUCAAAAAUUAUUAUAUUUGCUGAAUAAUAGAAAUGAACAGUUAGUAUUUGAUAAAUUGUUUUUUAAUGUUUUCAUUAAAGAAACAUUUUCGUU
Molecule: messenger RNA, 2520 nt
Organism: Haliotis rufescens (red abalone)
Lineage: Eukaryota; Metazoa; Mollusca; Gastropoda; Lepetellida; Haliotidae
Product: protein toll-like
Exons: 2
Coding region: 265-2298 (677 amino acids)
Biological process (GO): toll-like receptor signaling pathway; immune response
Cellular component (GO): membrane
Molecular function (GO): protein binding; transmembrane signaling receptor activity
Source: RefSeq, a predicted model, not a curated record